Messenger RNA from Lytechinus pictus (painted urchin), 12585 nucleotides. Its product is annotated as serine/threonine-protein kinase LATS2-like. Lineage: Eukaryota; Metazoa; Echinodermata; Echinoidea; Temnopleuroida; Toxopneustidae. Bases 3082 to 6486 code for a protein of 1134 amino acids. Gene Ontology annotation, biological process: positive regulation of apoptotic process; G1/S transition of mitotic cell cycle; regulation of organ growth. The record is from RefSeq and is a predicted model, not a curated record. Gene Ontology annotation, molecular function: protein serine/threonine kinase activity; ATP binding. The transcript has 6 exons.
GAUGAUGAUGAUGAUAAAAAAAUGAUGACAAAUUGACAAUGAUGACUAGUCCUAUAUGUACAUAAAUCAUCAGUCAUCAUUGUAAUUAAAUAAAGAAUACAGUGAUUGUGGUUGAGGAAAGUUAAAUUAUUUUUCAAAUCAAAGGUUACAGUAGGCCUACUCUUUUUAUCACUCUGCUAUAUGUACAUACUUGUAGGUGUAUGUUAAAUUGCUAAAUAUUGUAGAAUAUUAUUUGUGGAAGAUCUUGGGUUGAUUCUGGGAAAGAUUGUGGCCCGAAUGCCAUUUGGGCUGUGUAAAGGGCGAAUGCACCUAUUACCCUUGAAUUGUUAUUACGGUUUCUACUUUUUAUGCUUUUUAUGCAUUCUAAUUCAUAGGUUUAAAAGAAUAAGAUUUCUUGUGCCCUCGCUGUUUUAAGCAACUGCAAUGCAAUGCAAUACAUGUACAUGUGGGCCUUGCAAUUUGGCAUCACAUUGGAGAGUCAUGAUGUACAUGUACAUGUAUUAUAUGCCUACUCUGUAAAUCAUGUGCAGUACUGCAUCAUACAGUACACUACACUACACUUGACUUUCAUAUAUUACAUUGGAAAGAAGUCCAUGGCAUUCUCCAAAUGUUUGGAAGUGGGUCACAGGCAUAUGUGAAAAAGCUAUGGCGGAGUGGUAACAACAGAGAGUCUGCAGACGCAGGAUCUGGUCUGUGCGCAUUCCGGGGAUUCCCAUUGCAUGUUUCAGCGCCGGGAAAUCAAUGCCCCCACAGCCCCCUAGCAAAUUCCGAUGGGGUUUCUUGCUGGCUUGAGUGGCAUAGGGCUCUAUCGUUCAAAUCUUUAGCUCUUGAAAGGUUAACAAAGUUUUUUUUAAUGAUAAUAAUUCUCGUAUUACAUUAGACCUACAUUGUACAUGUUCAUCUGUACACUGUACUCUGUAGGCAUUUUUCUGUAACCCCCCCCCCCCCUCUCUUGACAGAGCAUACAUGUAAUCUCAUAUUCUACAGUACAUACAUGUAUUUCUAAACAUUAAUUUUGAAAAUAAUAUGCAUCGAUGAAUGUACACCAUGACUGCACGCUCCGGUUGGGAAUUUUGAAAACUAAACAUAAUUAAAAUUUACAGAAAAUUAAACUAAAAGUCUACGAAAUUCUACAAUUUCACUUCAGAUAUUGCAAAAGUGUUCCCAUCAUCUUAAUUCUUAAAUGCAUUUAAUUUCAAUAUAAUAAUUCAUGAAAUUUGCUCAUACAACCUAAACUGAUCAUGAUCGGCCAUUGAUGUAGUCAACAACACCCUCAACUUUACAAGUUCCAUAGACAUAGGACCCACCUCUCAAAAACUGAUAAAUAAUGGAAGGCUAAUUCCUGCCUACCCUAAUGGGCAGUGCUCAAGCAUGAAUAGUUUUUCCCUUUUUUUUUGGGGGGGGGGGUGUCAUUUGAGAGUUUAUUUUAUUGACUUUCUUUAUAAGCUAUCCCUCCAUAGUGGUAUUAUUUUUAAUAGUUGGCAACCAUUUCAAAAGAGAAUAGAUUCAAUAGGGGGUCUUUUUUGGUGAUGAACUGUAAAUGUUGGGGUUACCAGCAUAAUGUACAUAGGUGAUUCCACGGUAACUCGCAUUACACAAGUUUGUAUGUGUCUUUUCUAAUACCUGGUGCUGUCAGUUUUACAGGGAUGAGUCUUUCAAGUUUAUACUGUCAAUUUAUCUUAACAUCCGAGGCUUUAAAACAAUACAUACACAUAUAGAAAGGUUGUACAGUGUAUGAUGUACAGUAUACAUGUACAUGAAUUGUGGACGAGUGACUUUCCAAAAAUCGGUCAGUCGCAUUACACAAAAAGGACAUGAAAAAAAAGUGACUGAAUUCUUUUUGAUAGUUCUUUCAAAUCAAAAGAAUUUUACCAAUUUCAAUACUGUACCUGCAAAACAUAGCAGUCUCAAAUAAGACAUUGGCAUUGGGAGGUAACUUUGAGUUUCUUUUGUAGAUACAAAAACGCUGGUCAGUCGCAUUACGGUCUGUCGCAUUACACUUUGUCCAGCACCACAAAUUUGACAUUUUUAACCCUUCCUGCAACUUAUAUUAAAAAAAUUUCUUUUGAUAUCAUGAUAUAAACUGAUGACCUUCAGAUUAUCCAACUGAAAGUUUUACAAAACAAGCAAUAGUUUUCUGUUAAAUAGAAAUUCAGUUAAAAAGUAUAUGUAGUCCCAUGCAUAUAAUUUUUUUGCAUGGUUCAGAUUCUCCUUUAAGGAGAUGUCUAAGAAAAAAAUUUGAGGCUUAUUUUGAUCACCUUUGUAUUUAUGAACUUCCAUAUGAGUUUUUUUAAAGAAAAUUUUGAUCCAGAUUUGAAAUAGAGUCAAUUAAAAUUUUUGGAAAGUGUCUGCUUUAAUACAUGUAUCGCCCACAUACAUGUUUAGUUGUGAACUUGUGAUUGAUUUUAUGUGUUCAAUUGCAACCAUAUUCCACAGUGCACAAUCAUUGGGCAACUUUCUUUGGUUUUGAUCGGCUGAGAUGCAUCAUUGUAACUGUGGUAGUGAAUUGCAAUGGACUAUUCAUAAGCUGAUGAUUCUGAAAUGUUGUUAAAUGGUUGUUUUGAUAUUCCAAACAUGGAGUAGUGUGUGUAACUGAAAGGUCCUACAUGUAUAUCAAACAGCUGUUGGAUUGAAUUGGUAACUGUGUAUUAAACAUUUGACAAGUCCUUUCAUGAAACUCUGGCUCUCCCUGAUCAGUAAUCACCUGUGUUAUGUAUUUUUUCAACCCAUCAUUCAGUUUAUAAUAGCAUCAUUACAUGAUCAAUGUUUUGAUGGCGUCAAGUUCAACUACAUGUACAAUGUACAUGUACAUGAUGUUUAUACUUAUAGUAGAAUUUACUUUUCUCCUAUUUUGCUGUUCCCUAGCAGGAAGUUGGAUUGAAAGUCUCCCAGCUCUCCAGGCUGUAUCAACAGCAACAGCAGCCUAAGGGCCCUGACUCCCCAGAUAGUAGCAUCAGAGACAGUAGUAGCUAUGCCAGCAGUACAGACAGUUCCUCAAUCAGCAACGGCAGUGGUUUCCGCUCCAUCCCAGCAGGUUAUGGGUUGAAGCGGAAAUCUAGCUACGAUGAUAGAGGACAGCCAAUGCUACAGUCCAACACACCUGGGGAGACCUUGCAACAUCCAUCACCCUACGGUCAGCAGACUUCCCGUCAACAGAUCUACUUAGCAAGUGGUGGUGACAAUGCCCGCAGUCUUUCAUCCGUAUCUUCAAACAACUCCUUCAGUGAUGGCAGGACUUCUUCCAUUCAACAGCAGCAGCAGCCACAGACUGCUUAUACAGGCCGUUCGUACAACUCCACGAUGGCCCAUGGGGACAGUUUGGUAACGAACGCGCAGGCAAUGCCUUAUGUGAAAGCUGUUGCUCCUGGGGGUGACAGUAGACUUCAACCGCAAUGGAAUGCAAUGAAUUACAGUGGUUAUUCUGGACAUUCAAGAGAUAGUAGCGGACAAAUUCAUAUAACGGCUAGUAGGGCGCCAUCAAGUAAUCUGCAAAGCACAAACCCUAAUAGGUCUGGUGCACCUAUGGAAAGGACAAAUCUAGCAAAUAGGCUACAUGUAGGUAAGAAUGGUGAUGUGAUUUACCAGUCGUAUGUGAAUCCAAAUAGAGACAGUUCAGGGUAUAAGUCUAGCCUGACUAUGAAUAGGGUGCCAGGGGCAGCUGAUACUGGUUAUAACCAGUUAACAAUCAAUCCAGAGGACAGAACUAUCAAACGUCAAACUGUUAUCACAAUCUCGACGACAUCGUCAACGACAUACUCGACGGGAAAGACGUUUACCGUAUCAGAUCCUAUGUCAUCACACAAUCCGCCUCCUUAUCCUCAAGGAAGGACUUAUAAUGUUCAAGCCGCAACGGCAGCUGCACAAGGUCAAAGCAUUCCCCAGUCCAAUGGAUACGACUUGGGACAAAGACAUGGAACAAUGACGCAUGCCACCUAUGCAGGGCAAGGUACACAUGUGUCCAGUCAGUUGGCAGUUUCGCGUAAUCCACCAACUGGUUUGAAUGCGGCCUACAAUGGACAGGGUACCAACAUGUCAAAUCACCUAAAUGUACAACCUAGUCCCACACCUACAGAGCAACAUCGAAGCUGUGCUCAUAUAAUGAUAUUACCCGCAGACAAUCAGCCUAGCAUUUACAGUCCAGAUAUGAUAAGUGCUAUGAUUAAUAAAACUCAGCCUCCCCCAAGUUAUGAAUUCAGUACCCAAAAUCGGCAGACCCCAAAUUCAAUUCAGACUCAAGCAGGUCAUGUCGGUGGGCCUCAGCAAAGAGGAGGCACACCGACCAUGACUCAAUCGCAGUACAAUACAGCAAGACUCACUCCGCAGAAUAGUCAGGGUCCUAGCAAUAGUAGUACUGUAUUCAAGCCAAUCCCAUCACAGAUGGGAGGCAACGUGGUACAGAUUCAAACCCAACUCCCGCAACAUCAUCAGCCUCAGCCGGCAGUUGUGACAAUUAGUCGUAUAGAACCAAACAAUGAUUUACCAGGAAAUAGCAAACCACCGCCACCAUACAGGCCGGCAGCUACUGUGCAGAAUGUGGAGAUGAAGGCCAAAGACUUGCAUCUCAAUGUUCCAGUUGCUGCUGCAGUAAGUUCAACUGCCGUACCAGGGCCUGGUUACUCCUCACCACCUUUUCUUCAGUCCGUUAGCAGUACCCCAGUUGCAAAACCUGUCCUUCAGAAAGCCCAUGGACCUGAUCAGCCGCCACCUGCAAGAGGUCCAUCACCAGACACGAUCAGCACUCAAAGCACUAGCACACAGAGCUCUUCCGCAAGAUCAGAAUCCCCUCUUGUCAGACCUCCAUCUCUUAUUUCAGAGAUUUCAGAUGGUUGUGAUUUGGAGAGUGCAUCUAGCGAUUCCCAGCCGCUCGAGAAGAGCAGGAUCGAAUCUCCUGUGCCUGAGCGUCGGAACAAGGGUAGGCAUAAGGAACGGUAUGAGCCUCGUGUCAGGGUCUACAGACCGGAAGCCUAUAAGUUUUACAUGGAGCAACACGUUGAGAAUAUUCUCAAGUCGCAUCGGCAAAGAAUCAAAAGGCGGAUGCAACUUGAGCAGGAGAUGCAGCGUGUUGAUCUCACCCCAGGGGAUCGCGACCAGAUGAGGCGGAUGCUUUUCCAGAAGGAGUCCAACUACCUCCGCCUCAAGCGUGCCAAGAUGAACAAAUCCAUGUUCAAGAAAAUCAAAACCCUUGGCAUUGGAGCCUUCGGUGAAGUGGCUCUUGCCAGGAAAGUUGACACCAAUGCCUUGUACGCUGUGAAGAAGCUACGGAAACUAGACGUCAUACAGCGUAACCAGGCAGGCCAUGUGAAAGCGGAGCGGGAUAUCCUGGCAGAAGCGGACAACGAGUGGGUAGUCAAACUAUACUACUCCUUUCAAGACAAGGAAAACUUGUACUUUGUGAUGGAUUACAUCCCAGGAGGUGACUUGAUGAGCCUCUUGAUUCGCCUUGAGAUCUUUGAGGAGGACCUUGCAAGAUUCUACAUUGCGGAAUUGGUCCUGGCCAUAGAAAGUGUGCAUAAGAUGGACUUCAUCCAUCGAGACAUCAAACCAGAUAACAUCCUGAUUGAUAGAGAUGGUCACAUCAAGCUCACUGACUUUGGCCUCUGUACUGGCUUCAGAUGGACCCAUGACUCCAAAUACUAUCAGAAACCUGGCCACAAUAGAACGGACAGUAUGGAGCCCUUUGACACCAUGGACCGAGGGAAAUGUGGGUGCAGUCACCACCAUUUUGAUGCCAAAGAUAAGGAGCAUGACCGUUCCUCUCAUGACAAGCGCCCUCUGAAGACCCUUGAGAGGAGAAAGAAGCGUGAGCAGGAGCGAUGCAAGGCCCACUCCCUGGUUGGAACCCCCAAUUACAUCGCCCCUGAGGUUCUUAUCAGAACAGGGUAUACCCAGCUGUGUGAUUGGUGGAGUGUGGGUGUCAUCUUGUACGAGAUGUUGGUUGGUCAACCCCCGUUCCAUGCAGACUCGCCUGCCGAGACCCAGUUUAAGGUUAUAAACUGGAAGCAAUACCUUCACAUCCCGUCCCAAGCCAAGCUCAGCCGCGAUGCCUCUGAUUUCAUCCGCCGACUCUGCACAGGACCAGAGGAGCGCCUGGGCAAAAACGGUGUCCUAGACAUCAAAUCGCAUCCGUUCUUCCAGACCAUAGACUUUGACUCCAACAUCCGCAAGAUGAAAGCCCCCUACAUCCCCACCGUCCGCCACCCGACGGAUACCUCCAACUUCGAUCCCGUCUCGCCGAAUAAGCUAGGCUCCAACUCCAGCACAGACAGCUGGGACAGCAACCCUACCGAAGAGGAGAAUCAUCGGCAGCAGACGGAUCAUGCCUUCUUCGAGUUCACCUUCCGGAGGUUCUUCGAUGACAAUGGACAUCCGUACCCGCUGCCCAUCGACAUUGACUCGCCGCCUGGACCUGGUGAGAUGGAGAGAUCUGAAGGGGACGGAGCAGCCGCUCAGAGCAGCACCGACUUGCAAGACAUGGACUAUGUCUGAUAAAAAUGAACAACAGUUCAUUUCCUUCAUACAAGAUGACAGCAUUUGACAUGCUGUGCCUCGUUUGAAUUGUCUUUUCGUGUUUUCUGUUGUAUGGUAUGUUUUCAUUAGAAUUUCCUUCCCCUCAAAGGGGUCAUAAUCUUGUUGGUUAUGAUUAUCUUGACUUUCAUGAUUUUCAGCUGCACCGUAAAUAUGAAAAAUGUAGUGAAUUAAAAAGUUUAAUAUGCCAGUGUCAGAAAUUUCACCUAAAGAUCCAUGUGAAAGUGGAUUAAAGGCCUCACAAUUUAAUGCAAUUGCAGUAGAUCCUUUUGAUAACUUCCUUCGAGCACAUGUGGGUAUAUAUAUUACUCGAUUAAUACUUAAAACCUCGCCUCUGAAAUUUAUAUUGAUGAUCAUUCUAAAUCCUAGACCGUGUUUUGUAUGUAUUUUUUUCAGCCCUUUGGUUAGAGCUACAUUACACACCUUUAUUGGUUGUUUUUUUUUAGAGGGAAACCAAAACAUAUUCAGUUGCGUGACCUCCAUGCACAUCCAAGAUGGAAUGUGGUGACAUUCAACACGCUUGAAUUGUCAGACCACGAUCCUUGUCUAGGUAGUGUUCACACGGGGAGUUAUAGCACUCUGAAUUAUGUUUUUAAUUGACAUUUCCGACAUAUUUGUGAUUGGAUUACUAAGGUGUGAGGGUUUCUCUGUGGGUUUAAAGAUUUUGAUGUGAAUGAAUUGAAUUUAUUCAUUCCUACAAUUUGAUGACAUGCACAGUGUAUUUGAGAUGUUCACGGCUGUCCAGCUCUUGUUGCUGAUGCUAUGCUUUGUUCUAAUGGCCUUCUUAAUUAACAUUCUUUUUUUUUACUUUUUUUUUUUUUUUUUUUGGGGGGGGGGGGCAUGUUUAAAGGUGUAAUUGUCCAUUAUUACGCAUCAUUCAUGUUUCCAAAGCAACAAAUAUCAAAGGGCUAUGCUUAUCCUUAUUACAGGUGCCUACAUAAACCUGUAUUAUGGGUGACAUCAAGAGAUGAGAGCAUACAUUCACACAGUAGAUUACAGGCAUUAGGCAUACCAUUGCUAUCAGCUUUAAUGUGUGUAUGUGUAGGAGGACACCAUUGUCAUGGUACAUUCCGACAUGCCUGGAAUAAUUGAUAUUUAAAGACAAGAGUUGAAGAGGUCGGGAAGUAAGUCACCAUGCCGAGUGCAGGGAUAGUCAUCUUACAAAACAAGACAUGGUAUGCAUAGAUAUAAGAGCUAGAAGGCCGUUAAAGCAAAUUCAUAUUGUUGGUUAUGCAUUAUAGGGUUUCGGGUUUACCAAAGAGGUUAUAUAUUAAAGGAGGCAAAUUCCUUUAUAUUAGGUAAACGAUAUCAAGACAUAGCAUAUAUUAAAAUGAAACGAGCUAGAAGGUCAUUAUGGAAAUUUACAUUGUUUGUAAUUGCAUUGUAGGACUCAAGUUUACUGAAGACACUAAAUACAUAUAAAGCGGGCAAAUCCCUUUUAAAAUAAGAAUUUGGUUAAUGAUAUCAUUACAUGACAUUCAAGAGAAAUAAAAGUGGAAACAUUGUGAAAGGUUAUUGUUAGUAUUGGUAUUACGGCAUUAUGAGGUCUGAACAUUAAAUGUGAACUUUUUACUGAAAGAGUUUAAUGUCGAAAGGGGGCAAGUCCCUUUUUAAGAAAAUUUUGUUGAUAUUAUAAAUUAUUUCCUCUAUUUGGAAAUAUUUACAUUUUUGGAGUUUUAAUAAAAUUCUAUUACUCUGUCACUCCUGAUAUAUGUUGGUUGAUGGGAUAAACAAUUACAGAAUUGCUUCCCUCCCAAGAAUUGUCACUAAAGAGAAAGUAUUCAGCUCAUCAUUAGUUUUGAAGAUUAAUGCCAAGUAAGAUAUUAUAGUUUGUCGGAUCCAUGUUGCUCGUGGGCUACCCAAAUAUCAUUUCAGGGUGAGGGUUUAAAGGGCAUUAUUAUAAACCUACACAGAUGUACUUUUAUUGUAAUUAGGAGGGGAGUUCUCUUCUUGGCUUGAACGUCAGAGUAUGUCUCAUUGGCACCCCCCCCCCCCCCCCACUUUCCCCAGUUAAAGGUAAAUUCCAGUUCUGGUAACGAUCUCAAAAUGAUUUUUUACAGAAUCUAAUAUAAUGACCACCCAAGUGUCUGUUUCUAUGAAUAAAAAAUAUGUGCCAAAGGAUUCUGGAAGAAAUUGUGUAAUUGCUGAGAAAUAAGCAAAAUAAGCGCGGAUUCGGUCACUUCCGUCGGGUCUUUAUUCCAGCAAUAAUAAUACACUGUCCCACGUGUGCCUAUCUGUGUUGGCGAUCUUCAGUGUGAUCGUAUUUCAGCUUAGAUUUUAUGAUUUCACAAAGUUCAGUUUAUGUAACUGUACCAGAUCUAGAUCCACGAUGAUAUAGUCAUACUUAACCUUGGUUUUACAGACUUUCUCACGAAAUUAGUGUUUUACUGCAACUACUGUAAUUUAGCUUUAAAAUCUCACCAAUUAAGCAAAAACAACAAUGUCGAAGACUUGAUGCUUGUUUAACCAAGUGAGAUAAAAUCAAUGCAAUUUACUGCCUCUGUUUCAUCAAGGAUUAAUGGGAACAUUAGUUGAGUGCAAAGUCCAUUUCGAUUAACAUUCUUUGCCUGAAAACAAGGCAGAUAAAUAAACAGAACCUGCUCGUACUUGUUGCUUUUAUUGGAAGUGAAUGCUUGGGGUUUAAUUGUCUAGGUUUCAUAAAGCUGUGUGUAAAGUUGCACACAACUUUAAACAUGACAGGAACAUGUUCUUAAGUGCUAAGUCAGCUACAUAGGGUUACAUGUAUAUCAUUCAUUUAGGACAAGAAAGGAUCACCAGUCGCGUUUAAAGUCAAUUUUAACUUUAUGAAACACCCACCAGUGUAGAUGUGUUUUAAAACCCAUCGUACUUGAGGUUAAGUUUCAGAGAAAAUUAUGUAUUCAAAAGUAUUCUUCAUACAUGAAUUCACGUAGUAAUGUAUUCUCAUUACUGUAGUUGUGUUUUUAAAUUAUGUUGAGUCAGAAUUCAGGUGUAUACUGAUACUAAAUAAAUGAAAUAAUUCAGUUCAGAUGCAAGUGAGGUAGAGUUCUCAUUGUGAAGGAAUAUAUGUAUUCAGACAAUUCUUGUGCUGGAAGUUGAGCUAGAUUUGAUGGGCAUAUACUCAAAUUCUAUUGAAUUUUGUGUUUUGAGGUUAAUCAAAAGGAGGAGCCGUGGUGUAGUGGUUCUGACUCUCGCCUUGUAAACAGAGGGUCGUGUGUUCGAAUCCCACCGCGGUCUGGCGUCCUUUGGCAAGGCGUUAAUCCACACUUUGCCACUCUCGACCCAGGUGCUAAAAUGGGUACCCGGUAGGAUGUGAAAGUCAUUGUAGCUUGUCCAGUACUGUGUGCGCCUCACCGGCGACUGACUGGAAUACUCCCCAGGGAGUGGAGGAUGUGCACACAUUGUGUGCGGGAAUGACUGAUUGAAUCCGAUGACCGGGGUAAUAAUAAUAUAUCUGUAAAGCGCUUAGACACGUCGUUCCGAUGUAUUAAUCGCUAUAUAAAAAACGGAUUAUUAUUAUUAAUGUGCAUUAACAAUGGUUUGCCCCUCCAAUCUCUUAUCAGAACAUUUUUGUGUCACUGCUGUCCAUAUGUCACUGAACAGUCAUAGUGCGCUUGAGCAAUUACCCUCUGGUGUAAAUGGGGGGGGGGUGAGUUUCAUUCAACACAGACUGUCCCUAGUAGUUGUAAUGGAUUAUACACUAUGCAGUACUUGUUAACAGUCACUAAUCAAGAGGUAAAUUAUUGAAACCCUUUAUUUGAAUACAAGGUCAAAAGGCACAUGCCUACCUUUACUCCAUGAUAUAUCAUUUUGGGCAUAUGUUGAAAACAGUUGUGUGGUAUUGAAUGGGUUAAUGAAUUGAUGGUAAUCUCUAUCGAACAACAUCACUAUUUGUGUCCAUCAUCUUUAAGUACAAAUAAUCGUGUUUUGUCAGAACUUGGCAAUUUCAUAGCAAGAUUUUAAUGUAAUUAUGAAUAAGACCGUUAGGAAGAUGAGAUAUCCAUUAAAAAAAAAAAACUGCUUGAACUGAUGAUCAAAAGGCCUUUUUUUACCAGAUCCCAUUCACACUGCAGAUAAAUUUUGCGUUCUUGUAUGUUUUUGUGUCUCGUAAUAGUUGUUUCAGUUUUGCAAUUUGGCUGUAGUCACAAUCUUAAAUCAGAGUGUACUACUUUGCUCAUCCUACUCUGCCCCAAAUUUUUCCUUUGAUGGCUAAAAAAAAAAUCAAAUAACUCAUAAUUUUGGGUGUAACCUUCAUUUUAGGAAUGCAAGGAAUUUAUUAGAAUACAGCCACCAAAAUGCUUCAGAGCUUAUAUGUGUGCAUCAUAAUUUGAUUCUAAUUUACUUGAACACGAGGCAAAUUUUUUGUGUUGCACGUUUAUUUUGUUAGUUUCAUGUACGAGUGUGUUGGGUCGUUUGAGAUUAAUAUUGAUGAUUGGGGCAAAUUUAUUUCUGAAUAUUAGUGGAUACUGAUUGUUUUUGUGUGUUUAAUUUUAAUCUGGUAGCUUUCCAUGGGAAAUUUGAAGUGUAAAGAUUAAGCUUGCACAAAUAAUCUCUUCUAAAUUCUUGACUUUUAAUGUAAAAUUCAGUGACCCAAAGUUCUUUGAAUAUGAGAAGUAAUUUAUUUUUAAAUCCUUACUUUUUCAUCAGUUUUUUGUUCGAGAUAUGCAGAAUCUGCCAGUGCAAAAACUUCAAGGUUUAUCCUUAAUUUUACCUAUUCUCCUUUUCGGUGAGAAUCUUCUAGGAAAACCAUUCCUGACUUAAAUACUCUCGGCAGUCAUAAAACUGUUAUUUUGUUGGUUUUUCUUUUAUGUAGAUCUCAACCAUUGAUUAUCAUGAAAUCAUGAGUCAUAAAUUGGAAAUAUUGCACCCUAUUUGUGUCAGUGCACAAUUUAGUUUGAAAUGCUCCUUUAAUAUAUUACUUACUUUAUUAGUGGAAUCCUAUGGUUCUUUCCUUGCCGAGUCCUCUUUUCCCUCCAUUCCUUUUCUCUUUCCAUAUUCACUCUUUUAUGUCUUCUAUAUUCAAUUUUCUUUUAUAUCUACCCCCUCCUUUAAGCAUAUCAAUCAUAUUUGUAUAUCUACUCUGUUCUUCCCUCCUCUUUCCUUUACAAGGGAGGGUUUCAUGGCAACAAAUACUGAUUUUCACUGACAAAUUUGUUCUGAGCCAAUCAGAUGCAAGGAUUUUGGUAGCUUAUAACAGUGAAAAUCACUAUUUGCUUUCAUGAAAUGCUCCCCUACCCCCCCCCCUUCAAUUUCUCUGUAUUGCAUCUCUUUUCAAUUCUGCAUCUUUUUGCAAUGUCUCUCUUUUACUUUUUUUUGUGUCUCUCUGUACUUCCUUUAACAUUUCUUUCAAUCUAGAAAUAAACUCAUUGACAGAUCUUUCUCUUUCCUUGUACAGCAUAAAUGCUGCUUGUUCAUCAAUGUGUGUUCAAUUUCCCUUUAUAUAGGCCUUCCUUAGCACUCGGAGUGUUUCUAUUCUAUGUACAAGUAACAUUUUUGAAAGCUUAAAGUUCUUGAAAGUAUAUUCAAUUUUGAUAACAAAUGAAGGAUUUAAAAAAAGAUGAAAUCUUUGCUGAAACUAACUAAAAAAAUGUACAAUAAUACUGAGCCAAAGAUUUUCAUGUUUUAUAGCGAUAUGUAAUUAUGAAUAUAUUUAAGAAAAUUUCGCCAGAGGCCAAGAAGAUCAGUACAUACUACUUUUGUCAAUAAUGUAGAGUUUGUAGAAUAAAAUAAUGAGAGUUUAUAUUUGUGAAAUGUUGAGAACGCCUUGUAAAUGUUUUUUUUUAAGUAUUCCUAACCCUGGUAGAUCUAGCUCCUAUCAUGACCAAAAAAGGAGAAAAUAAAUGUAUAUUUCUAUGAAGAUAUAUACAUAUUUCCCUUGCAUAAUAUGAGCGUGAUAGGGGUAAAGAUGUGUUAUAUAAUUGUGAGCCCCCUGCAUAUAUGGUGUUUUAUAUAAUUCAAACUAUAUGUGCAUAAUAAAGUUUCUGGGGUCAUAAAUUGUAUAUGUGAAUAUUAGAUGACCAAGACAUGUUUUGUGUACAUGCAAAGGAAUUAAAAUCAACAUGUCUAUUGAAAGUAUAUUUA